GGCAAUAGAAAAAUGACAACAGAAAUGAGUCAAAUGAUGAUUACAUUGAAAUGAUCCAUUGUUUAGACGAUUAGCGAUUGUCGAUCAGUAGGCGUGAGUCAAAUUCAACAAACGCAAAAUGUUGUCCAACUUAGUCAAACAACAUCAAAUGCGUCAAACGGCAAGGAAGGAAAUUCAAGAAAAACGUAAGAAAGAUGCAAUAGUUGCUUCAACAGCUUUGUCUCAUGUUUUGGUUGAUCAUCUCAAUUCUGGAGUUGCUCAGGCUUACGUGAAUCAAAAGAAACUAGAUACAGAGACCAAAAUACUCCAAGCUAAUGCCAGCCAGUUCUCUAAACAAACCAUCCAAUGGCUGAAACUUAUAGAAGAUUUCAACACAGCUUUAAAGGAAAUUGGUGAUGUGGAGAACUGGGCUCGAAGUAUUGAAACAGAUAUGAGGACUAUUUCUAGUGCCCUGGAAUAUGCCUACCGUAAAACUAGCUGAUGAACUGAUAAUGAAUGAUUAUCUCUUGAUAAUAGACCAUGGAUGUAUGGUGAAUAUUGAUAUACUCCACUUCUAGUGAUAUAAUGCCCUGAUAAUAUCAUUGUGAUAUUGGGAUGAAUUUGUAUAUAUAUUAUAGUAAUGUAAUUUGUUUUUGUUUAAAUCUUUCUUAUUAAUGAAUUAUAUCUUGUUUUUAUAAUGUUAUCAAUGUAUUGUAAAAGAAUGAAAUUAAGAAAAAAUACAUAAAUAUUUCAAUGAAAAAAAAA
Lottia gigantea (owl limpet) is the source of this 744-nucleotide messenger RNA. RefSeq lists its product as hypothetical. The record is from RefSeq and is a predicted model, not a curated record. Gene Ontology annotation, biological process: endosomal transport. Bases 119 to 481 code for a protein of 120 amino acids. The transcript is spliced from 5 exons. Lineage: Eukaryota; Metazoa; Mollusca; Gastropoda; Lottiidae. Gene Ontology annotation, cellular component: BLOC-1 complex.